This is a messenger RNA of Gastrolobium bilobum, 510 nucleotides long. RefSeq lists its product as uncharacterized. Lineage: Eukaryota; Viridiplantae; Streptophyta; Magnoliopsida; Fabales; Fabaceae. The record is from RefSeq and is a predicted model, not a curated record. Bases 7 to 357 code for a protein of 116 amino acids. The transcript has 2 exons.
GAGGAAAUGGGAGUCACAGGAAGGACCUGUAGCGUUUUCUGGCUCACUUCUUCUCUUCCUGUGAGGAAAAAUGGCAUGAGGUUUGGAACAACAUUGGCCAAAAAGAAGGAGUUUCAAGAGAAGGGCAAGUCCCAACGGCAACGCUCUUUCACACUGAGGGUUUCAAAAUCAAUUCUUGCUCGCACUGCCAUUGGAGUGUUUGGAUUGGGGUUCAUUGAUGCCGGGUACAGUGGAGACUGGUCAAGGAUUGGAGUGAUAACCCCGCAGAGUGAGGAAUUGCUAAAGCUUGCAGCUUUUCUAGUGGUUCCCUUUUGCAUCUUUCUCAUUUUUUCUCUGCCCAACGACUCAAAUUCAUGAACUUUUCAACUGGGACAUGUACACAAUUGUGAAUUUGGAUGUGAAUGAUUAUAUGUCGUAAAUUGUUAACUGAUUAUUCCUUUAAACGCUCCUUGGUUUACUCUGUCCAACAAUAUUUGUAAGGUGGAAACAUGGACUUAUAAACUACAUUCG